Cryphonectria parasitica EP155 is the source of this 1910-nucleotide messenger RNA. RefSeq lists its product as uncharacterized. Lineage: Eukaryota; Fungi; Ascomycota; Sordariomycetes; Diaporthales; Cryphonectriaceae. The coding region runs from base 1 to 1818 and encodes 605 amino acids. The transcript has a single exon. The record is from RefSeq and is a predicted model, not a curated record.
AUGUUUUUGCAUUCGGGAGCGUCCCUUCACGGGCAUGAAUACACCAACCCCCAGAGCCCUUACUCACAGCAACGCAAGAAGCCAUUUCUACGAUCAGCCCUUCCUGCACCCAUAUUACGGUCCAGCACGUCUGCCUCCCUCACGGACAGACCCUUCUCGCCCUCUUCAGCGCCCAAGAGGCCUGCCGUGAGGAGGAGGCCCGUCUCUGACGUCUAUGUGCGUCCCAUCUCGAACCUGCUCGCGGACGACCCGUCACGGACCUCUGCUCCCACGAGCCCCGUCGUUCGCUUCAAGGAACCGGAUGUAGUGGACACCCCGUCAUCUUCGUCCUCCUCCUACUUGUCUCCCAUGGCCGACGACGAGGACCCUUCCCUGUACGAGUCAGACGAUACUUCACAGGCUACUUGCUCUACCCCCCGGCGCAGGCGUCGGAGGGCCACGCCCAGGAGCAGCACCACGUACCUGCUGGCCCACCCGGCGCCCCGGCCUCUGUCCAAGAAGAAGCUGUUCAAGACCAUCCGCCCCAGGCUGCUCCUCCAGCUCCAGGAGCUCGCCCCUAACCAGCGGCCCAGACCCACUAUCGACGUCUUCCCGGCCGCUCUUCUUGCUGGACCGCUCGUCGCCGCCCGUUAUAUCCACCGGUGUCCGCGCCUGUUUGGUGUUCACGGCGAGCUAGGCCCCCGCGAUUUGGUCCUGUUCCGGUCCGAGGACUACACUGCCAGCGACGACGACGGCGACGAGCAAGACGGCGACGCCAGCCGCCAGCAGCCUGUGGCCGUACUGAGCCCAGGCCGCGGUCCGGGUGACAACGGAGCGGUCGUGUUGGAGGAUGGCACCGUGUGGACCUGGUCGAGCCUGAAGGGCUACUACGAGUUCGUGCAUGUCGACAAGCACGGCAUCACCGUCACUGUCAGAUGGGUCAAGAGGAGUAGUGUCUCGUCUUCCUCCUCCAACAAGAGGCUCUCGAGCGGUACGGCCCCGUGGCCUGGCAGCCCAUCAUGUGCCUUACCUGGCUCGCCACCAGCACCGCCCGGCGAUUCUACCGACCCGGAUUAUCGAUACACAUUCAGCAUCAUCAACCCCCUCGCCAGGCGGCAUCCCAUCCUGGCCACACUCACCCCACACUCUCUAGAGGUCUACAACGACUACACAACACCUUCGUCAUCCUCGGGACGAUAUCCUCCCACCCGCCCCGUCAGCGGUGCGUGCGAACAUGCCAAGGAUCCGCCGUCCUCUCCGCUCUCCUUCGAAGAACCUCCUUCCCGCCGCGAGACCCACCCCGUUGAUGAGGAGAUCAAGAACCUCAUCAGGGUGACGGGCCUGUGGCUGGCCAUGCGCCUCGGCCCAGCCGUCGACGUCCUCAACCCCGAAGCCUCCCCCGAAACCCCUCUCCCGCCGCCGCCGCCGCCGCCGCCGCAGCAGCAGCAGCAGCAGCAACAGCAAGACCCAGCGCUGGCAAGUGCACCGACCCCUAGCCUUCGCUCAUCCACCACUCUGCCGCGGAGACAAACGACCACAGCCAUCGGCAGCACCUCGCCGUCCAUGCACUCGAGAGGAAGUCUGAGGAGGGCCAUGAGCACGGGCGCAGCCUUCAUGAUGCAGAGGAAGAGGCGGCAGGAACAUGCGCCCAGCGCGCCCAGCAGCGAUACCGCACUGGUGGCGGGCAAAAUCACGGCCAUGGAGACCCCGAGGGAGGACGAUGAAGGGAUAGUGGAUCCUUCUACUCCUCCUCCCGCCGGCGCUGCAGCGGUUUCUGCGGGCGGUACUGCAGCGAAACAGGCCCGGAGGGUGAGCUGGUUCAAGAGGUUGACGCAUUAGAUGUGCUUGUGCUGUUGAAUGCGACCUUUAAUAAGGACCACCGCUCCAAUGAAAGAAAUCAAUCAAGAAAUUGUAACAUCAUCUCAAAGCUC